This is a messenger RNA of Phalacrocorax carbo (great cormorant), 6979 nucleotides long. The record is from RefSeq and is a predicted model, not a curated record. Lineage: Eukaryota; Metazoa; Chordata; Aves; Suliformes; Phalacrocoracidae.
GGACGCUUCCUGCCGGCGGACCGGCGCGCGUGAGCGGAGCGGCGCGGCGCGUGGGGCCGCCAUGGCGCGCGCGGGCGGCGGGCUGUUCGCCGGCUUCCGCGUGCUCGGUCAGUUCAGUGGCCACGUCCCGCACGUCCUGCGCUACCACGCCCGUCACCGCCAGUUCUACCUGGCCGUCGCUAUCGGGCCCAGCAUCCACACCUACAACGUGAACAAGCUUGGAAUUGUUGCUAUCAGUAAUGCUUUGCCACAAGACAUUACAUGUUUGGCUGCAGACCGCAUGUUGCUGUUUGCUUCAUAUGACAAUAUCCUCCAUGCUUUUGCCAGGAACAAAGAGGUGGUUCAUACCUAUGAAGGUCACAAGGCUAGGAUACACCUUCUGCUGCCUUUUGGUGAUCAUGUAAUUUCUGUGGAUGUUGAUAAUGUUCUUAUUGUCUGGAACACACAGUCAGAAGAGGAGUAUCUUCAAGUGGAUUUUGAUAAGGCCACUUUUGCGGUUUCUGCAAUUAUGCAUCCCAGCACCUAUCUGAAUAAAAUUCUCCUUGGGAGUGAACAAGGGACCUUGCAGCUGUGGAAUAUAAGAUCGAACAAACUGUUAUACUCGUUUCCAGGAUGGCAGUUUGCGGUCACAACUCUUGAACAAGCUCCAGCAGUGGACGUUGUUGCAGUUGGUCUUGUAUCUGGUCAUAUCAUUGUACAUAAUAUUAAGUUUGAUGAAACUCUGAUGAAGUUUCAACAAGACUGGGGUCCCAUCACAGCAAUAUCUUUUCGUACAGAUGGACACCCAGUAAUGGCAGCUGGCAGCCCAAUUGGACACAUUGCUUUGUGGGAUCUAGAAGAGAAGAAGCUAAUGUGUCAGAUGCAAGAAGCUCAUUCCACAGCAAUAGCUGGUAUGUCGUUUGUCCCUGGAGAGCCACUUCUUAUUACUAAUGGUGCUGAUAAUGCUUUACGGGUGUGGAUUUUUGAUGGACCUGGUGGUACAGGACGUGUAUUGAGAAGCCGAAUGGGACAUAGUGCACCACCAACAAAGAUCAGAUACCAUGGGCAAAAUGGAGAGCAAAUUCUUAGUGCAGGUCAAGAUGGAACAUUGCAGUGUUUUUCAACGGUGCAUGAAAAGUUCAAUAAAAGUUUAGGACGUGGUUCAAUUAACAAAAAGAAAUCAAAAAAGAAAGGUCUUAAGCUUGAUACCAUGGCACUUCCACCAAUUACAGUCUUUGCUUCAGAAGUGGCACAUCAGAGUGACUGGGAUAGUAUUGUUGCCUGCCAUCAAGGGUAUAUAACCUGUACAACGUGGAACUAUAUGAAAACUUCCAUGGGAGCUCAUAAACUGAGGCCAGAAGAAUUUAGCAAACACAAACCUGUAGAUAUCUAUGCAACAGCAGUUGACAUUACCUCAUGUGGGAAUUUUGCUGUAAUUGGGCUGUCAUCUGGACGGGUAGAUGUGUACAACAUGCAGUCUGGCAUUCACAGAGGGAGUUAUGGCAAAGGAACAGCACAUGAGGGCGCCGUUAGGGGGGUAGCAGUGGAUGGAUUAAACCAGCUGAUAAUCACAGCUGGUAGUGAAGGAUUAAUUAAAUUUUGGAAAUUCAAAUCUAAAGAGCUAGUUUACUCCACUGAGCUUUCUUCUUCUCCAAAUGGAAUUCUGCUUCACAGAGACAGUGGUAUUCUGGGAAUUGCCUUUGAUGACUUCAGUAUUAGUGUUUUGGAUAUAGAAACCAGGAAGACUGUCAGGACGUUCUCAGGACACCGAGGACAGAUUAAUGACAUGACUUUCAGUCCUGAUGGUCGUUGGCUAAUAACUUCAUCAAUGGACUGUACCAUUAAGACUUGGGACCUUCCCUCUGGAUGCCUCAUAGAUUGUUUUUUGGUAGACUCUGCAGCUGUGAGCCUUGCUAUGUCUCCUACAGGAGAUUUUCUAGCUUCAACACAUGUGGAUGAUCUUGGGAUUUAUUUGUGGUCCAACCGUUCUUUGUAUUCACUUGUCUCUUUACGGCCCCUUCCAGCAGAUUAUGAACCUUCUAUGGUGACACGCCCUAGCACCUGCCCUGUACAAGAUGUGGAUGUGGCGGGAGAUGAAGAAGUAUGUGAUGAAAUGAUAGAAUAUGUCUCACCUGAACAACUGGGAGAGCAGCUGGUGACCCUUUCCACACUACCAGAAUCAAGGUGGAAAAACCUCCUCAGUCUUGAUGUUAUCAAGAAAAAAAAUAAACCAAGAGAGCCACCAAAAGUUCCCAAGUCGGCCCCUUUCUUCAUCCCAACAGUUCCUGGUCUUAUACCUCGAUACAUUGCUCCGGAGGAAGAGAAUGGUACACAGUCAAAGGUAGUAAACCUUGGAGUACUGGCACAGAAAACUGAUUUCUACAUCUAUCUUGAAGAAGCCCUCAGCACUAAUAAAUAUACAGUUCCACUUAACUUACUGAAAAGCUUGGGACCUUCUAAUAUUGAGAUAGAGCUGAGGGGUUUGGCCCCUGAAGGUGGUGGCUCAGUGGAGGUGAUGCUAAGCUUUUUGAGAAUGAUUGGAAUGAUGCUGAACAAGAAGUACAACUUCGAACUUGCUCAGGCAUACCUUGCACUAUUUCUAAAGUUACAUCUUAAGAUCCUUUCAUCAGAGCCAAAUCUAUUGGAAGAAUUAUCCAGAUUGUCAACCCAGCUUGAGGAAACUUGGAUUCAUUUGCGGACUCUCUUCAAUCAGAGUCUGUGUGUGUUAACAUAUAUGAAAAGUGCUUUGCUGUAAAAUACUUACAGGUUUUGUCUGCAUAAAAUUCCCCUCGGGGUAGUAGUACAAUUUAUUACCAAAAAUACUGGAUUCCGAGAACUACACUGGGACUUCUGAUGCUGUAUUUUAUAUAUCUGCAUAUGGCAAAGUAUUUUAGAACGUGCAUAACUGAGUACUUCUGUUCACUUCAGUUGGAACAAGAAUUAAUAUGUGCAGCUUAAAUAUUCAUUUUGUAUUAGUUUGUGUUGCCAAUGAACGAACAGUUGGAGAGCUAUAGGUAACGUCGCUAGUUACCUUAUGCUUUCAUGACCAAAAAUGUAAAUCAGAAUGAAGAAAUGACUUGCAAAAAAAAAGUUGGAAUGUAAUUUCUGUGCAGGAGACCAAAGCUUAUGUUGUGCUUAAUGAACAAUUAUUGUUGAUGAAAAAAAAAUAAAACAAAAAUUCUGGAUUGUUAACAACUUAUUAACAUCCAUUUAAGGCAAAUGAAUAUAAAAAUCACAGUCCCCUGCAAUCUGUGCACUUUUCCUAUGACGUUUGUAAAAAUUAGUUUUCUCCUCACUUUGGCAAGCUGUGUUCACUAUUUUGCCUCAGACACCUAUUUUGGAAAGCAAAGAUUUCUAGCUACACUGCAAACCAUGGAACUUGAAGACAAAAAAAAACCCCAAACAAGACACAAGACUAAACCAACCCCCCCCCCCCUAUUUUUUAUAACCAGGUUUCUUGCUCUAAUUGCAUAAGAAAUUGAGGCUCAAUUUCUUAUGAAAAUUUGGAUUCUUUUCUUAAGGAGAUAAAGAUUAGCAGAAUAAAAGUUUUGAGUUGUGGGGAAUUUUUAAUUGAAUCAGGUGUUAAUUUUAUGAAUUGAUACUUAGGUUUCAAAUAAUAAGGUAAGGGCAGAGUUUGGGAUCUCAUGAAUAGGAUUAUCGUAAACUUUGCUGUUUGAGAGUACUGCCUCACAGCAGAAGAAUCUCUUGAACAAGGCCUUUGCUGUAUUUCACAUGGUCCAGCUAUGUACACAGACUAACAGAGUAAUACAAAUGUAUGCAAUUUUGAUGAGAACACUUGCAAGAUGGGUUCAUUGCAUUUGGCAUAAGACUGAAACAAUAGUGUGGUUUAGUUGUUCUAUAUAUGUGAUGAUUUACUUUUUUAAAAUGCCAUCAUAUUGUGGAACUCUUUAGUCAUGUAUCCUGGAAUGAUUGUCUGCAAACAUGUACACACAGUGUAGAGUACAGAAUACUGCCUGAAACAAGGGACAAUUCCAGAUGUAUCAUGAGAUCUGCAUCCUUUUGCCUGUUCAAAUUUUCAAGAAAGGUCAUCAGGGUUAUCAAAGGAGUGCAGAGAUAAUGGAAAGUCAGCUUUUAAAGCUUCUCUGUGUUGUUCUAGCUGUUCUUGAUCUAUAACUUAGAUUCAUGUUAAAGCAUAAAGAGAACAGAGAAAUAUUAUGGAAGUUUACUGACUGACAUUCUAGCCAGUUAAGAUGGAGAAUGCGGAGUCCAUGGGAAUGAUAUACACCUGAUGGUUUCUUUAUGAAAUUUACUGCUGAGAUUUAAGAAAAUCCUUUGUACCAUAGAAUUAUUAGCUUCUGAUGCUAUGGUUCUCAAGAACCCAUUACUCGCAAUUUCUUGAAUGGAUCUGAAGCAGUCUCAAAUCCCUCAAACUUCAAUGUAAUAUCUAAUAAACCUCUGAUCUUAUAGGUGUUACUCUAACUAAUUUAGAAGAUCCUAAAGAAUCAUUUUCUCAACCAAGACAUUAGAAUAUUAAAAGAUGAGUUAGUCAGUAGUGGCAGACCUACCUCAGUAGAAGAAGAAACAGUGGAUGAAGAACUUUCCUCUUGGGUCAAAGCAAAGGUCUGUCAAGCCUAGUGUCCUGUAUCCAGCUGGAAGCAAGGAAUAGAUGCAAAGGUCUUAGCACACAGGUCAUGUAUAAAAUGAAUCUUUCUGAAGCACAUCACUCCAGCUUUCAGCAGGCAGAUAUUUAGACGCCUCAUGACCCAGCUGUAUUCUAACAGUUGUGUUUAAUACUCUGGGACAGAUCUGUUUGUACUCUGUGAGUUCAUCUAAUCUCUUUCAGAACCGAUUUAUCCUUAGCAACAUCCUGUAGUAAUGGGACCUACAAUUUAAUUAAAUACUAAGGGAAAUAAUGUAUUUCUGUUUCUAUAUUCCAGACUUGCUAUCUUCUAAUCUUGUAUGCUCCUCCUACUUCUUGAAUGUGAGAAAUAAUUGUGUUCUAGUUUUCAUGCUUCACUGCCUCUCAGCCCCAGAGCGGUUACGAAAUGGUUUCUACUUGUGAAGGAGAUGCUUCGUAUUACUGAGGGCACCCAUGUGUGUUUUCACUGACAUACAAGAACCUUUUUUGGGCACAUGUGUUUAAAUCUGUAUGUACAGGGUUCAUCUACAAAACUUGUGAGAUUUGUGGAGGAGGGGUUUUUUGUUUAUUUUUUUCUGGACUACUUGAUGUAAUCAGGAUAAAAACGACAUACUUUUUGCCAAACAGGCCCUUCUGAAAGCAGAACCAGCAAGCUAUUUUUUGCGUACAGUUUGUUUAUAACACUGUUGACAUAAUAUUUGCAGUCUGGGUGAUCUCAUUAAAUGUGUUAAUGCAGUUCUUAUAUCCUACACAGAUGUGUUUUAAGUCUACCUGGAACACUUCAAUCGUUUCCUUCAGAAAAUACUCUUUAGAUGUUAGUGAUAUCCCACCUCCUUUAUUCUUUUGUCUUUUCUGCAGCAUACAUAGUCAUCGCUGCUAUUUCAGGAGUGUUUGACUAUUCCUAAAGCUGGUUCAAGUACACCAAUAACUGUGCUUCAUGUUCUUGGCCUUUUAUUUUGUCCUUUUUUUUUCCCUGCAUCAAAAGGGUGAGCAACUUUUUCCCAUUAAUAACUCUUCAGAAAUAAAAAGUAAUUUCCACUUGCCAGUGGGUGCAAGCAGAUAUUUUACCUGCUACUUCCUGUAUUAUACCUUCACCCAAGACAUCAAGGACAGUAUCUUGUGGUGUUGGUCAAAAGUUGCUGAUUACAAAUGGAAAGGCACACUGCAGCUGAAUGUGGUAGAUUGGGCUUCACAUUCUGUCCAAAAGAACUCACUUAAGCUGAUUGGCAUUGCUGUAGCACAUGCAAUAGGGUGUGAGAAAAAUCAUUAGAUGGAGUAAGGGAUAUAGUUGUCAUUAAUCCUUGGUUUUCUUCUAAGCAGGACAAUUACUGAAGAUUUUGCCAUUCUUGCAGAAUGCCAAGCCUGUUUUAGGCUAGCUCUGACUAGCAGCUUGCCAUUACAGUUCUCCGUUAACGGUGUGUCACAGCACUCUCUCCCAGCUCUUCUCACAUCUCUUCCUUGCCAGUGCCUGCCUGUGAUCCUGUGCCUCAUUUGCACCAUGAUUUCCUCUCUUCUUUUGGCUUCUGAGAAUAGCUGCUCCUCUUGACAACUCCUAUACACAGCAGUCCUAUCGAGUUAGGUCUCAGUACUUCCACUAUUUUCUUUACACUGUGUUGUUCUUUCCAAACUGACUCGGUAUUUGUGGUUGUUUUGUCACCAAACUGGUUAGUUGGACCUUGUUCCCGAGUUUGUUGCUGGCUGGAUUCAAAACUGGACAGUGAAGGCUGCUCCCCUCUGAGCUAUAAUAAGCCUUCACUGCAAUCCUUCCUUUUCUUUUUCAAGUAAAGAUAGAAGUAUUAUGAAGAAAAACAUGCAAAUGUGAAGUGAGAGUAAAUGGAUGCAAAUGUUUACUCCUUGUUCAGCAGCCAGCAUAGACCCCUGAUUUGAUGCACUUAAACACUUCGUACAUUUCAAACUUUAGUCUUCCUUCUUCAAAAGAAAUGAUAGGAAAGGUCUCAAAUCUGUGCAGAUUGUUGUAACGCAAGUGUCCUUGUCCCAGAGUAAGGAAACAAAGAUACCCAUUUGCAUGCUGUGAAGUGGAGAAGCCAAAGUGUUGGCAUAUUUGAACACUGUUGAUGAGCUGUGUUGAAGGAGUUUAGUUUUGUUUAGAGAUCACCAAUACAUAAGUACCGUUUUCUUUUGAUUGUUGACAUCGGCAGAUGUUGCUUGACCGUGGUAUGUUAGCAUAUCAGUCUUUUCAGCACAUUACUAGUUGUAAAAUUUGCACUUCUUAAGAAUUACUUGUUUGAUGUAAAAUUAUCUUUUUUAAAAAAUAAUUUACCUUUUCAGAGAUGAGGAAUCCAAUCAGUGCCUUGCUUGAUGUCAGUUCAGGGAGUCUGCUUUACUUUUUUGAUGGUUUUGCAGUAUGUUAGAGGAGAAUAAAAUGAGUUGUUAAACGUC